ACCUGUGCGCGUGUGCGCCUGGAACCGCGUGGCGCGUAUCUGUGUACGUGUAGGCUCCGUCAGCUUAACGUCGUGCGUGCUUCUCAGCCUUUUCACAGUGUCCGUGUGUGUGCGCUCUUCGAAGCUGUAUACACGAGACGUGUAGCAGAGCCGUUUUGCCUACUAAUUCCAAAAAAAUUACUGAAAAAGAAGCCAGUGCGGAAUGUGAUUUUUUUUUUUUUUUUUUCACACCAUCCUGAACGACAGACCUACUUCCUGCCGGAUACUGCUUUACGAACACAACAGCUGUGCUUCACGAACUGGACUCACUUGUUCGCAUGUCCCUGUAAUCGAACUAGUCUCUUUCAGUCAGAACGCUCUACGCUGUGCCAGCGUGCCAAACCUGUCACCUGAAGAUUGCGAUUCCGUGAAGUUUCCAAAGCCACUGGUUCACAUUCGCACGUACAGCAGCGUGGUUCCAAAAGGGACACUACUGUCGAGAAAUCUGCCUAGAACUACUGACCGACCAUUUGUGUAUAUGUCAAAAACAACCGCUGGUGUCGACGCAGGUCGUGGUGGUAGCCCAUAUUUCGCAUCGUCGACAGUGGAGCAGUUUGGAGGUACAUGAGAACAGGAGUGCCAACUUGAAGACCAGUGAGUGUAGUGGGUGAUCGCCGAUGUGACUGCGUGCUGGUCUGAGGUUGGAGGCUGGGAGUCAGCGAUGCUGCAGCACUGGUUCCACUCGCUGCAGAAGGCGCACUCGGAGGACCUGGACGUGGUGAGCCCCGUGGAAGAGGAGGGCGCCACCCACCACCACCACCACCACCACCACCACCACCACCAUCCACUCUUCAGACACAGGAGGAAGGAGCUGGGAUCGCAGCCAUUGCCGACGAUCAGUGUAACAGACGAUGCGUCGCACGUGGACGGUGCUGCCGCCAGCGGCCACCGGCCGAGAGCGGGCACGUGGAGCAUGGCGCAGUCUCGCCACCGGCCGGGCGCCAUCUCCCCCGGCCCCCAACAGCAGCAGCAGCAGCAGCCGCGGCGACGGUCCGGCGAUGACGUGGUGUCGGCGCCGCCCUCGCAGCACAGCCCCCAGCCGGCGCCGCCCCCGGCCCCGCAGCCGCAGCCGUCGCCCUCUCGCCAGCGCCACUCCACGCUGCUCGACGCCUUCCGCCCCCGCAGCAAGUCCGACGCCGGCGGCCACAAGACGCCGCGCCGCCCCGGCGCCAACAUCAUCUCCCACAUGAAGAGCGCCGUGCAGCACUCGCUGAUGUCCCCGAGCUCGAGUGGGGGCAGCAGCAAGACCUCAGACUCGUCAUCGACAUCAAAGUCGGAGGGCAGCAGUGGCGGGGGCGGUGACCACGGGCACGGCGGGAGCCACGGACACAGCAGUAGUGGCGGCAGCGGCAGGCCGCGCGCCGGCUCCGACAGCAACACCAGCCGCGGGCCCGUCUCCAAGGUGAUGGACAUGUUCAGACAUCGAUCGCAUUCAGCCGUCUCGGCCGAGGACAAGAGGAAAGCGUGUUUGAGACCAGAGGAGGAGAAGAAAAGCUCUUCGUCGCAGCGUCGCUGGUGUCAACACAGAGUUCGUACAGCGAAUGCGUUUUGCUGCCCUUCUCCCGGUGGUUUCUGUGCCGCAGCCAGCGAGUGA
Schistocerca serialis cubense is the source of this 1633-nucleotide messenger RNA. RefSeq names its product translation initiation factor IF-2-like. The record is from RefSeq and is a predicted model, not a curated record. The transcript has 7 exons. Bases 701 to 1633 code for a protein of 310 amino acids. NCBI's taxonomy places the organism in Eukaryota, Metazoa, Arthropoda, Insecta, Orthoptera, Acrididae.